Molecule: messenger RNA, 2093 nt
Organism: Trachemys scripta elegans
Lineage: Eukaryota; Metazoa; Chordata; Testudines; Emydidae
Gene: GUSB
Product: glucuronidase beta
Exons: 12
Coding region: 42-1976 (644 amino acids)
Biological process (GO): glucuronoside catabolic process; carbohydrate metabolic process
Molecular function (GO): beta-glucuronidase activity; carbohydrate binding
Source: RefSeq, a predicted model, not a curated record
CAGCUGACUGUCUCUUGCAGAGCUGCCUCGCAGAGAGCAGCAUGGCUCUGUGCUGUGCUCUGUGCCUACUGCUGCUCUGCUGCCAGGCUCUGGCCCUGGGCGGAGGGAUGCUCUACCCCAGGGAGUCCGCCUCCAGGGAGCUGAAGGAGCUGAAUGGCCUUUGGAGCUUCAGGGCUGACUUCUCGGCGCAGCGGGACAAGGGGUUUGUGCAGCAGUGGUACCGGAAGCCCCUGAGACAGAGUGGGCCUGUGAUCGACAUGCCGGUACCCGCCAGCUUCAACGAGCUCACUCAGGAUCCCAACCUCCGGCAAUAUACUGGCUGGGUUUGGUAUGAGAAAGAGGUGCUGCUUCCCAGCAGCUGGCUUCUGAAUGCCCUCAACACUCGUGUGGUGCUUCGGGUUGGCAGUGCCCAUUACUACUCCAUAGUGUGGGUCAAUGGAGUGCAGGUUACGGAGCAUGAAGGGGGCCACCUCCCCUUUGAAGCAGACAUAAGCAGGAUUGUUCAGGGCAGCCCCGGAGCUCUGUGUCGCAUCACCAUUGCGCUCAACAAUACGCUGACACCUCAGACCCUGCCUCCCGGCUCCAUUCAGUUCAUGACGGACGAGUCUAAGUACCCUAGGGGUUAUUUUGUUCAGAACACAAAGUUUGAUUUCUUUAACUACGCUGGAAUUCACCGGCCGGUCGUGUUAUAUACAACCCCCUCUGUCUACAUAGACGACAUCACUGUGACUACAGCCUGGGCAGGGAAUAUUGGUGUGGUACGAUACCAGGUUUUGGUGAAGGGCAACACCCACUACUCCUUGUCACUGAAUUUACGGGAGAAAGAGGGGAAAGUGGUGGCUACGGCAGAGGGACUGAUCGGGGAGCUGAAAGUAGUGGAGCCAAAGCUGUGGUGGCCUUAUCUGAUGCACGAAAACCCCGGAUACCUUUAUUACUUAGAGGUGAAGCUGUCGGCGCAGGUGGGCGGUGAGCUGUUGGAAGAUGUGUACACGCUCCCCGUCGGGAUCCGCACCGUGCAUGUCACCAGCAGUCAGUUCCUCAUCAAUGGAAAACCCUUCUACUUCCAUGGAGUCAACAAACACGAAGAUGCUGAUAUCCGUGGCAAAGGACUGGACUGGUCCCUGAUCGUGAAGGACUUCAACUUGCUGCAGUGGCUCGGGGCCAAUUCCUUCCGCACUAGCCACUACCCCUAUGCAGAGGAGAUCAUGGACCUGUGCGAUGCAUAUGGCAUUGUGGUUAUUGACGAGUGUCCGGGCGUGGGGAUGAAAGAUCCGGAGAACUUUGGGAACAAAUCACUGGCACACCAUCUCUUGGUGAUGGAAGAGCUGAUCCGCAGGGAUAAGAACCGGCCAUCGGUUGUGAUGUGGUCUGUAGCCAAUGAGCCAGCCUCAGAGCUAUCGCCGGCAGCUAACUACUUUAAGACAGUGAUAGCUCACACUAAAGCCAUUGAUCCUACCCGACCCGUAACCUUUGUGUCAAAUGCUAAUUACGCUCGUGAUCGCGGUGCUCCAUAUGUGGAUGUAAUUUGCGUAAAUAGCUACUUCUCCUGGUACCAUGACGCCGGCCAUCUGGAGGUUAUUCAGCUGCAACUCAAUACACAGUUUGAGAACUGGUAUAAAGCCUACCAAAAGCCAAUUAUCCAGAGCGAAUAUGGAGCAGAUACUAUUGCUGGGCUUCACAAUGACCCACCUCUUAUGUUCAGCGAGGAAUACCAAAAGGCUGUGCUAAAGGAAUACCAUUCAGUAUUUGACAAAAAGAGAAAGGAGUAUGUGAUUGGGGAGCUCAUCUGGAACUUUGCUGAUUUUAUGACAGAUCAAGCAACCACUCGUGUUUUAGGAAACAAGAAGGGGAUCUUUACCCGUCAACGACAACCAAAGGCAGCUGCAUUUGUUCUAAGAGACAGAUACUGGAAGCUUGCCAAUGAAUCAAAUUGUCUCCGUCCAACACUCACAUUACAAUUUAUGAGUGGGUAUUAAGCUCAGAUGUUUUCAUUAAAUAAUAUUUUGCUUAAUGUUUACAUUUUACUGAAAGCUAAUAUUACAGAAUUAGUGCAAUGUAUUUGAAAUAGUACUAAAAUAAAAAUAUUUCCAUAC